Messenger RNA from Bursaphelenchus okinawaensis, 1625 nucleotides. The record is from the annotation of a GenBank genome assembly. Lineage: Eukaryota; Metazoa; Nematoda; Chromadorea; Rhabditida; Aphelenchoididae.
AUGCGGCUUUUGUUAUUUGUUCUACUGAUUACAUGUUUGUGCAAUCACGUUACAGCACAGAAUCGGGAUGACACUCUGGUUAGUGCCGAACAAGUUCGCGAUCAGAUGUGUCCAUGGUGCGCGACGAUUGACAGCCACGACUUCAAGGAGGUAUUCAUUGUGACUUCGGACAACGGUGAUCGGGCUGGCUAUUAUCUCAGAGUUUGUAAGUGUUUACCAUUUUUAAAUAAGGGUUAAAGUCUAGGCGGUCUUUAGGGUUUAUUUUUUGGUUUUUCUUGACUUAGGAUAAUAUUUUAGCCAUCGACACCGAGGGAUGGGCGGAAGAAUCCACGUCGAUGCAGCGAAACGACGCCGAUUUUGCAAUGCUGUUGUAUCCAAUUGUUGAAAGGACUAUCAACGGGAACUACCAGUUCUCGAAAUGGGUGUUCUGGCGUUCUCCAGUUCAGAACAUCACUAUGAAUCAAUUCACUGGAGACCGUGAUCCGCAAAGAUACUUGCAUGUUGACAGUUUGCCGAAGGCCACUGGCAAAGAGUUUUUUGUUUUGGACUAUUACGUGUUAAACGCCACCCACGCCUUGAAAGUCAUGGACCUUGUGAACGAAGAGGCCCCGGAUAAGGGCACCCUUACUAUCGUUCCGACUGAAAGCAUCGUUCCAACUGAACAGAAGGACAGACUAAAAGAGUUCUUGUUUCACCUCAAGGUUUGCUUUGUAGGUUUUUUUGGUUUUAUGCUUUUCUGUUGCCUUUCCCCCGUUUUUGAAAGGAGGGGUGUUUUUGGUCGGUGGAGGGGGGGGAAUUAAUUUUUUUGAAAAGGGACAGAAGGGGAGCGUGUUCAAAUUUGCUUUAUUUUUAGUGGGCGUGGUAAAAAUUUUUUUUGAGAGGGGGGGGUGGAAUAAAAAAGUUAUUUUUUUAAAAAUUACAAGACGAGCGUGUUUAAAUUUGGUUUUUAAAAAUUUUUUUUUAGUGGGCGGGGUAAAUUUUUUUUGGGGGAUUGAAGUUCCCUUUUUUUGCAAGUUGGCAGUGACAAUUGUCAAUAACUUAUGAAUAUUUUUAAUAAAACAAAAUUUUUUUGGAGAAGGGUGUGGUAAAAAUAAAAAAUUUUAAAUUUUUCAAAAUUUCAGGAAGACCACGGUUUCUCUUGUGCGAGCAACGUCGACGAUCCCUACGAUAUUAAAGUUAUGUUGGGCCGCGAAAACCCGUUGUAUUACCGCAACCACGUGUUUGUGUACGCUCGAUGCUGGACUUCUCGAUGUGGUUACUACGUCUACGACGAUCGAUAUCAGUAAGCUUUUUUGUACUUGGGUUGAGUAUAGGGUAGGGUGGGAUAGGGUAGGGUACGGUACGGUAGGGUAGGGUAGGGUAGGGUAGGGUAGGGUAGGGUAGGGUAGGGUAGGGUAGGGUAGGGUAGGGUAGGGUAGGGUAGGGUGGGGUGGGGUAGGGUAGAGUAGAGUAGGGUAGGGUACGGUAGGGCAGGGUAGGGUAGCAGGACUUAAACUUUGAAUCUUUUUAGUGUUGAUCAAUACGUCCCGGACACCAUUCAGUACAGUGACUCCAGCGCACCAUCCCCCCGUUUGAUCCGUGCCAUGCUUCCGAGGAUUCGCCCUAACGACACUUACUUUGACUGA